CAGCAUGGCGCGGACCCGGAAGACCUACGCGGAAAGGGCAUCCCACCGCCUCCCGGGGCGCGCAGGCGCAGCACCCCUGUUUGUCGGCGCCUGAGAAGGGAGGAGGUACGGUCGAAGGCAAGAUCCAGGCCGAGCCGGAGCUGACCUGACUUGACUCGGGCCCAGAACUAGGCUCCAGUCCCGCGCGGGCCGGACAGUAGGACCUCGGAGUGGAUGGAGCAGGCCCAGCCCUGAGACCAACGGCAGCCACUGGGCCUGGCUCCGGGCCCACCGGGCGGGCAGGCAGGCGGGCCGAAGCCGCCCAGGGCUUCCCCUCGGGUCCCGGGCGAGGGGCCUAGGCCCCGCCCCGCAACCAGGCCCGGCCCGGCCCUUUGGAACCGGAGUCCACCCGACCAGAAGUGGAGUCCUCACCGGGGCGGGGCCAUCGGCCAGUGACUAGGCCGGGCCCGGGCCUCCCGUCGGGGCCGGAGUGGGACGAGGCCCGGGGAGGCCCCUAGCCCACUAGACGCUCCCCUCCGGCCGACGCCCGCCGAGAAGAUGCAGCGCGCCCUGCCCGGCGCCCGCCAGCACCUGGGGGCCGUCCUGGCCAGCGCCAGCGUGGUGGUGAAGGCCCUGUGCGCCGCGGUGCUGUUCCUCUACCUGCUGUCCUUCGCCGUGGACACGGGCUGCCUGGCGGUCACCCCGGGCUACCUCUUCCCGCCCAACUUCUGGAUCUGGACCCUGGCCACCCACGGGCUGAUGGAACAGCACGUGUGGGAUGUGGCCAUCAGCCUGGCCACGGUGGUGGUGGCUGGGCGCUUGCUCGAGCCCCUCUGGGGGGCCUUGGAGCUGCUCAUCUUCUUCUCCGUGGUGAACGUGUCCGUGGGGCUGCUGGGGGCCUUCGCCUACCUCCUCACCUACAUGGCUUCCUUCAACCUGGUGUACCUUUUCACCAUCCGCAUCCACGGCGCCCUGGGCUUCCUGGGCGGCGUCCUGGUGGCACUGAAGCAAACCAUGGGGGACUGUGUGGUCCUGCGGGUGCCCCAGGUGCGCAUCAGCGUGGUGCCCAUGCUGCUGCUGGCGCUGCUGCUGCUCCUGCGGCUGGCCACGCUGCUCCAGAGCCCCGCGCUGGCCUCCUAUGGCUUCGGGCUGCUCUCCAGCUGGGUGUACCUUCGCUUCUACCAGCGCCAUAGCCGAGGCCGAGGGGACAUGGCUGACCACUUUGCUUUCGCCACCUUCUUCCCGGAGAUCCUGCAGCCCGUGGUGGGGCUGUUGGCGAACUUGGUGCACAGCCUCCUGGUGAAGGUGAAGAUUUGCCAGAAGACAGUGAAGCGCUACGAUGUGGGGGCCCCGUCCUCCAUCACCAUCAGCCUCCCGGGCACAGACCCUCAGGAUGCGGAGCGGAGAAGGCAGCUGGCCCUGAAGGCCCUCAACGAACGGCUGAAGAGAGUGGAGGACCAGUCCGUCUGGCCGAGCAUGGACGACGAUGAAGAGGAGGCUGGGGCCAAGGCGGACAGCCCUCUGCCCUCAGACAAGGUCCCCACCCUCCCAGGGAAGGGGGCUGCCCCAGAAUCCAGCCUGAUCACCUUUGAGGCAGCUCCCCCGAAGCUGUAACUCCAGACCACCUUGAGUGUAGCACCUCCUCUCCCACACCCCGGCCCCUUCUCAGCUGCUCUGAGGAGAGGGAGGAUGGUCUCCGGGGGUCUCCACAGCCUUCUGCUAUUUCUCGCCAACACUACCCAGGACUCUUGCUACCUGGUUACAACUCCAGACAACCACUAAGUCAGGCAUCCGCCAGCCGAGGCUGUCUGAGGUAAGACUGCACCUCGGCAGGUCGCCCCAAGCAAGUGGCAGUAGGGACACUGGUGCCGCAGCUUCCGGGCCAACCCUCACACCUGAUACUGUGGCCGAGAGCCCUGAGCCAAGGCAAGGAUUUGCCAAAAACGUCCUGGGGGGUCCAGCCAGCGUAGGAGCCAGCACAGGGCUGUGCCUCCCUGCCCACCCCCGGAAGGACUGUAUUCACCUCGAGAUUUCCGGUUCCCUCUGCUGUGGCCACGGCUGCUGCUAGGCCAGAGCGGCCACAGCUCCCAGGCGUUUUCUACGGGACCACUGAGCGGGCGGCUGGCCCAGCGCGCAGUGUCAAUAAAGCAGUUCUUUGAGGUAUGA
This is a messenger RNA of Myotis lucifugus (little brown bat), 2145 nucleotides long. RefSeq names its product transmembrane protein 115 (gene TMEM115). The record is from RefSeq and is a predicted model, not a curated record. NCBI's taxonomy places the organism in Eukaryota, Metazoa, Chordata, Mammalia, Chiroptera, Vespertilionidae. Gene Ontology annotation, biological process: retrograde vesicle-mediated transport, Golgi to endoplasmic reticulum. Gene Ontology annotation, cellular component: membrane; Golgi apparatus. The coding region runs from base 538 to 1593 and encodes 351 amino acids. The transcript has 2 exons.